Molecule: messenger RNA, 4694 nt
Organism: Leucoraja erinaceus (little skate)
Lineage: Eukaryota; Metazoa; Chordata; Chondrichthyes; Rajiformes; Rajidae
Product: mediator of DNA damage checkpoint protein 1-like
Exons: 3
Source: RefSeq, a predicted model, not a curated record
CGGCAGCCGGGACCCCCCGCCCCGCCCCGUCCCGGCGCCUCCGCCCCUCCCGCUGCGGCUGGAGCCACCAUGGGCUGCGGCAUCUCCAUGAAGGACAUGCCCAUCGAGACACAGCCGGGGGUGCAGGUCUCCCGGGAGGACGAGUGCCAGGAGCCGGGGCUUGAGACGCCGGCGACAUUGGAGACCAAGUCGCGGGAUGGCCGCUUCCCCGACGACCCGGCGCUCGCCCUGUCCCACUGCAAGAAGCGGGAGCGCUGCGAGUCGGGGGCCGACCCGCUGAUGGACCUCCACCCGCUCGAGUUGCCGCAGCAAGUCAUGUGUGUCGCCCUGAUGCACCUCCAGUCGUCGCCCAAGCGCGGCCGCAAGUACAAGAGCAGCGGGCGACCUCCGGCGACUGCCCACGACUCCAACCGGCCCCACCCUUCGGCGUCGGGGGCCACGACCAAGACACGACCGCCCCAGUCCUUGUCCUUGUCCCCACUGCCCGCUCCCGACCGGCCCCUGGUCGGCAAGGGGCGACCCAUUGAGAGAACUGCUGGAGGACAGCGGCCGGGAACGGGGACCCGAGACCUGGAGCAAAGAGGUGGCGGCGUCUACUCAACAUCUCAGCUGCCAGAGACGGGGGGAGACACACUCCCCACCAAGACUCCGCUCACCCCCCAGAGAACAGACUGCGCCCAGCCCGUCCUUGCCCAACCCAAUCCCCUUACCACAGACCCGGAGAAUCCCAGCCCUUCUAUUCGACUUACGAUGGGAUCCCGGAGUUCCGACGCUCCCAACCUGCAGACCACAGAUCCACAGAAUCCCAGCCCCGUAACCCAGCAGAGCCCGGACUCCCACAAUCCCAGCCCUGUCCCCGCACGGAAGACGCAUUCCCUAAAUCCCUCUCCGCCGGGAACAGCCUCCCUGGAGCCCAACGCCGCCCCUCCGCAGAGAACGGACUUCCCGAAUCCCGGCGGGAUGGGAUCCGGGAAUUCCGGCCAUCCGGCUCCGCCAGCCGCGGAUUCCCUCCAUCCCAAAACAUCCAGCCCGCCGGGAACCGAGUCCCGGGAAGGCGAGGAGACGGGGCUGGAAUCCGUGGAUCCCAGCGCCGCCGUUCGGCCGGGAGCGGACUCCCCCGAUCCCAAAUCCCACGCUCCCGAGGGAGAGACACCAUCCAUAUAUUCCCGAGCCGUCACUCCGGAUGGGGGACCGGGAACACCGAAUCCCGGGGCCGGGACCGCUGCUCCAGUCGGCGAGCCGGGAUCCCGGGAAUCUCAACCUCUCCCUCCAGAGGCGGGAAGGGAAUUCCUGAAUCCCGGUGCCGCCGCCGCCGUCGUCAUCAUCCAGGUGGGACCGGGACGGUCCGCUCCCGAACCCGUCGCUCCAGGGAAACCGGGAUCCCAGCAACCGAGGGCUGUGGUCCGGGACACGGGAACGGCGUUCCGAAACCUCACGAAAUUCCCGACCGUCCAAGAUCUGACCCCGGUCGGCGGCUGGGAAUUACCCAGAGCCAGCGGAUUCGCUCUGGAGCGAGCGGCGGAAUUCCAAUGGGGACGCGAACUUCCCGAGAUUGGAAACCGAUCCCGGGAUCCCACAACCGUCACCUCGCUCAUCCCAGAGAGAACACUGCAAGACCCAGAUAUCCCAAUCCCAAGACUCCAAGACCCAGAUAUCCCAAUCCCAAGACUGCAAGACCCAGAUAUCCCAAUCCCAAGACUGCAAGACCCAAUCUCCCAACCCCAAGACUCCAAGGCCCAGAUAUCCCAAUCCCAAGACUCCAAGACCCAGAUCUCCCAAUCCCAAGACUCCAAGGCCCAGAUAUCCCAAUCCCAAGACUCCAAGACCCAAGUCUCCCAAUCCCAAGACUCCAAGACCCAGAUAUCCCAAUCCCAAGACUCCAAGACCCAAGUCUCCCAAUCCCAAGACUCCAAGACCCAGAUAUCCCAACCCCAAGACUCCAAGACCCAGAUAUCCCAAUCCCAAGACCCCAAGACCCAGAUAUCCCAAUCCCAAGACUCCAAGACCCAGAUAUCCCAAUCCCAAGACUCCAAGACCCAGAUAUCCCAAUCCCACGACCCCAAGACCCAGAUAUCCCAAUCCCAAGACUCCAAGACCCAGAUAUCCCAAUCCCAAGACUCCAAGUCUCAAGUUUCCCAAUCCCAAGACUCCAAGACCCAGAUAUCCCAAUCCCACGACCCCAAGACCCAGAUAUCCCAAUCCCAAGACUCCAAGACCCAGAUAUCCCAAUCCCAAGACUCCAAGUCCCAAGUUUCCCAAUCCCACGACCCCAAGACCCUGAUAUCCCAAUCCCACGACUCCAAGGCCCAGAUAUCCCAAUCCCAAGACCCUAAAACACAAGUCUCCCAAUCCCAAGACUCCAAGGCCCAGAUAUCCCAAUCCCACGACUCCAAACCCCAAGCCCCCGAGGGCCGGCGACCAGCGACUCAGCGCUCGGAAGACGUGUCGUGGGAGCGCUCCCCGUCCCUCCACGAGUCCGACGCCGACAACUCGGAAGCCACGGAGUCGGAGGCGGACUCGCAGGCGGAGUCGGAGGCGGAAGAUUCCGAGGAGCCAGAGGGGGACGAGUCAACGUCGGCCAGCCCGGAGGAGGCGUGUGAGUCCCGCAUGUCCAAGUCCAUCACCCCGGACUCGCAGAGCUCAGAGGCGCUGGAAUCCGAGGAGUCGGAAGGGCAGGACCGGGAGCCGCUGUCCAUGGAGGGGUCCCCUGAACCCCAAGAGUGCGGGGGACUAGACCUGGAGAGCGGCCCGUCAUCUCCCCCCAACAGCCCAGAAUACGGGGACGAACCCCAAAUAUCAGAGCCGGCCACCGAACCCCAAAUAUCUCAACUCCCCCCGUGUCCGCUCCCGGUACUGGAACCCCCAGAGCUUGUGACACCCCCAAACUCCGCCAGCGGACCCCACAAACCAGACCCCCUCUCUGCCGCACCCCAACACGUACAACCACCCCGCCACCAGAGAGGCGAACCCCCCGAAUUCAACCUCAUCCCGACCCAUCGCAGCGGGGCCGAACCCCCAAAUCUGGACCUUCUGCCAGCAGAACAAGGGGCCGAACCCCCAAAGUUAGUCUCUGCAACGCCAGGGACCGUACCCCAGAAAUCAGACCCUCUGGAAGCUGAUCGAGGAGCUGAACCCCAACAUUUAGACACUCUCCCGACAGAACAAGGGGCCGAACCCCCAAAUCUGGACCCUCUCUCGACAGAACAAGGGGCCGAACCCCCAAAGUUAGUCCCUGCAACGCCAGGGACCGUACCCCAGAAAUCAGGCCCUCUGGAAGCUGAUCGAGGAGCUGAACCCCAACAUUUAGACCCUCUCCCGACAGAACAAGGGGGGGAUGAACCCCCAGAAUUAGUCCCUGCAACGCCAGGGGCCGUACCCCAGAUAUCAGAUUCUCUUGAUACAGAUCGGGGAGCCGAACCCCAACAUUUAGACCCGCUCCCGACAGAACAAGGGGGGGCUGAACCCCCAGAAUUGGGCCGUGCAGAAUCGGGAAGCGUACCCCAAGAGUCAGAUCCCGGAGCAGCCGAACCCCAAUUAUUCGACCUUCCCGCCGCCGUGCAUUGUACUGAACCCCCAAAAGGAACGGAACCCCAGAAAUCUGACCCGGUCUCUACGAAACUAGUGUGUGAUCCCCAGAAGUCGGCACCCCCUGAAUCUGAACCCCUCUACGCGGCGGGAGUGUCUGAACCCCAACAUUUGGGCGCUGGCCUGGUGGAGCCAGUGACUGCAACAUCCAACCUGCCGCCUGUGCAACAAAGGGGGGUCGAACCCCCAAAUGUUGCCCCUCCCCCAACAACGCCAGAGGCCGAACCCCGAAAAUCUGGGGGCGCCCCCGAGGGGGGAGGGGCCGUACCCCGAAAAUCAGAGCGAGCGGUCGAAACCCAAACUUUGGGCCCUCUGGCAGCAGAGUCAGAGUCGGGGGGAGGGGGUGCACCCCAAGAUGUUGCCCCAGGGGGAGAUGGUACAGGGGGAACCCCGAAAUCAGGGCCGUUCGCAGCAAGGGGGGGAACUGAACCCCAAAGUCUUGAAGACCCGGAACCGGCCUCUAGAGAAUUGGAGGAUCUAUCGUCGAAUGUUUCUCCUUCCCCCGUACCCCGAAAUCCUGGGGGGUCCGACCUGGAGCCGGAGGACGGCGUUCCCGAACCCCAAGAUCCGGAAUGGGAAGCCCUCUCUCCAAGCGGAUCCCAGCAGUGUGAGCUUGCACCCCGAGCAAGAGAGGAAGAGAGUGAACCCCCAGAGCCUCUCCCCGCCCAGGGAGAGAGAACUGAACCCCAAGAACGUGAGCCCCUCCAUACAGAGGAAGGGCCUGAACCCCAGGGUCCAGAGCCGGGUGAACCCCGGGAUCCAGAGCCGGCAUCUCCGGGGAACGGGGCCCAACCCCUCUCUACAGGGAGACCGACUGAACCCCCAAACGCUGACCUCCAGGGGGAUGCAGAUGAGCCCCGGUAUCCGGCAGCAACCGAACCCCAACAUUCUGUGCCCCUCUCUCAGGGGGAGGAGGAGGACGAGCAGCCGAGAUCUGAGCUCGCCCCGAUGGAGGGGGCGAGUGAACCCCCCAAAUUGGAGCCACUCUCCGCCAAGAGGGCAAUAGAACCCCCCAAAUCCAAACACCCCCUGCGCAAGGAGACCCUGUACCCCAUGUCCCCAAUCCCUUCCCACUAGACCCUCGACCACUGGUGUUGUACCCCCCCUCA